AUGGACGAGUCACAUGAUGAAGCCUUGGCUGGGUCGAGCUCGGCGGAUCGCAACCCGUUCAUCUUGCCCGCCGAUGAGGAAGUGUUUCGCAUGCGACAGGAAGAGAAGUCUAGAAAAGCAAAGGAGCGAGUCGCACGGAGAGGGCAAAAGGUAUGGCAAAAGACGACCAAGAGCGCCGUAUCGGGGCGCUCGGCGAAGAUUGGCGACCUGUUGAAAAAUACCGGGGCGGCCAUAGUAGGCGGAGAGGAUAGCACUCCCGGAAAGCGAGCGCUCGCCAACGCCGAGAUGAUGCACCAGGCGGCCACAAUGAUCACCAACGAUCGGCAGCAAGAGAAGGAAAGCAUGGCGGAGUUCAUUUCGAAAAAGCGAGAGAUGUUCCUCGUUCAGAUGAGCCUGGACACAAAGCGCGAGGAGAUACGGAAGCUAGAAGAGAAGGCCAGGAUGAAGGAGGAGGCUUUGAGGAAGAGCGAGCAGAUGUUGGAGGAAGAUGCGAUUCGCUUCGACACGUUUCUCAAAGAGAACGACAAGAAGGCGCAUGAGGCAAUCAAGAAAGCCGAGCGAGAGACGAAGUUAAAAACAGACAAGGCCCAAGAGAUUAAGAAACUCAACCAGCAGAUUCAGAUGGUGCAGAGCGACAUGAGCAAGCACCGAGAAGCCCUGGAGGACUGCCUCAGGUAUAAAGAGUUCCUGGACAGUCUGGUUCCUCCAGAGUGGUUCGAGGAGCAAAAUCAGAUCAAGUGCGACAGGCAGCAACAGCGAAGGCAGGCUCGGAUCAAGCAGAAGAAGAAGUCGUACGAGGAGGCGAAGAAGAAGGUGCUUGCAGAGUUCGUGGAGGAAGAACGAAGGAGAGAUGAGGCGCUGGCGAAGCAGGGACGAGUCAAGAAAAAGAGCGAGAAGAAGGCGAGGCAGCCGGACCUCCCUCCCCCGCCGAAGCUGGACCAGGAACCCCUCACCUCGAGCGAGGAGGACAUCCCGAUGUUCUUCACGAAGCAAGAACAGCUACUCGACAUAUUUCAGGCAUUAGAGGAGCAGAACCUGUUCUUUAUCCAGAACUCCCAGGAGACGGAGCACGCGCUGGACGAGCUCAAGCAGAACUUUGGCAAGGUGCAGAAGACGAUGGACACCAAGACACAGGCCCUACGAUCAAACAUCCGGGAGCUGGUAGAUAGCAUCGAUGUGGAGGAAGCUAAGGCGGAGCAGCUGAGGAAAAGGAUCGCCGCCAGCACCGGGGACACGCUGGACCGUCAGGAGGAGCUCCUCAAGCAGCUCAACAAGGAGGUCAAGCAUGUGUAUGAGCGUUGCGGUUUCGACGCGUCGUCGAGCCCGACUACCCUGUACAUGCUGAGCGACCUGGAGGCCCGCCUGGAAGACCUGCUGAGCGAUAUCGGACAGAUGCCAGAGGAGUACGUCGCCAAGGCCGAGAAGGAAAAGGAGAAGAAGAGGAGAGAGAAGAAGCGGGCGGAGCAGCAGGCUCUGCAAGAGCGCAUGCAGGAGGAACGCAAUCGCAAGGCCAUCGAACGGUCCUUGCAAGCUCCGCGCAAGAAAGUUGGUCGGCCAGUGAUGUUCCGAAGCCGCCUUCAGAAGCGGAAGGUCAGCAAGAACAAAGACAUGUCCCACGGAGAAGACCUCGACGAGAUCAAGCACCUCACGUAG
Ectocarpus siliculosus is the source of this 1653-nucleotide messenger RNA. Lineage: Eukaryota; Phaeophyceae; Ectocarpales; Ectocarpaceae. The record is from the annotation of a GenBank genome assembly.